GAGAAAACUGCAACAAACCACCCGAAGACCCAAAUGAUCUGUGAGAAGGAUAUUGUGUUUUUCUCCGUCAUAAAUGUAAACAGGGAUGUGAGGUGUUGACACGUAUAUAUAAUAGGACAAACACGCCAAGCGCUUUCAGAGCUGUUCGUUAAAGCAAAAUGUGGAAUGGACUGCUGGCAGUUCUUCUUUUAACCUUGUUCCUGAACAGCCUAUCUACAAGUGUGCAGUGUUCUUCUCCUGCUGAAGUCACUGCUGAUGACCAGAAGCAGCAGGUGAAAGAUACAUCACAGGACUGUCCCGUGUACCUGGUGGACAUGACCACAGGUGGGGAGCCUGGAAUCAGUUAUCCCACAACCAAAUCCUCCUCUUCUAAUGAAGGCACAGAAAAAACACAGAAGCAUCAGGAGCCUGAAGACUCUCCCAGGGCUCUGACAGAGGAUGAAGGAAAGGUGAGCACAGACCAGCCAGUGGAUUCACAAAAAGUUGAAGAAUCUGCAGAAUCAGCAUUGCCAAGUCUUGAUUGUAGCCCAGCUGUAGAGAAGGACCUACCUAAGGACCAGCAGACUGAGCAUGUACCCCAGCACACAGAUAAACCAGUCCCCACCACUCGACUGAAGCAGACAGGAGGCUCAGUCAAACCUGACAUCUCACCACUGAAGGAUUCUCAGACUCAAGAUGCUGUUGAAUCUAACGAAGAACCUGCUGUAAUGGUCCAGCCUCUUACAGUAACAGAGAUCAGUGCUGAUGCUGACAGGACAAAAUCAAAAACCAUAGGGGAUGAUGUCAUUCCUAAAUUAGAUGGAGAGAUGGCUGGAGAUGAGAUUCUGGACAUACAGGAGCAGGAAACAGCAGUGACUGGUACAGGGGACAGUGUGAAGAGCAGAAUUCAGCAGUGAUUGGUACAGAAGAUAGUGCUGCAAAAGAGGGGACAGCAGUGA
Branchiostoma floridae (Florida lancelet) is the source of this 938-nucleotide messenger RNA. RefSeq lists its product as uncharacterized. The record is from RefSeq and is a predicted model, not a curated record. The transcript is spliced from 6 exons. Bases 159 to 896 code for a protein of 245 amino acids. NCBI's taxonomy places the organism in Eukaryota, Metazoa, Chordata, Leptocardii, Amphioxiformes, Branchiostomatidae.